Molecule: messenger RNA, 1024 nt
Organism: Anopheles moucheti
Lineage: Eukaryota; Metazoa; Arthropoda; Insecta; Diptera; Culicidae
Gene: Trmt112
Product: multifunctional methyltransferase subunit TRM112-like protein
Exons: 3
Coding region: 60-428 (122 amino acids)
Biological process (GO): peptidyl-glutamine methylation; tRNA methylation; rRNA (guanine-N7)-methylation
Molecular function (GO): protein heterodimerization activity
Source: RefSeq, a predicted model, not a curated record
CAAACCUUUCCGCCGCAUACGAAACGCGCCUCAUCAAAAUACGUAAAACGUGCUGCACCAUGAAACUGCUUACGUACAAUUUUCUCACUUCUAAGUGCAUCCGUGGUGUAAAAGUGGGAUAUCCACUGAAAUUAAACAUCUUGGAGAAGAAAGAAGUGAAUGCUGAUUUCAACUCCGAAUUCAUCACCCGAAUGCUGCCAAGGUUGGAGUGGAGCGCAAUCUGUGCGGCAGCAGCCAAUGUUGGUUCCGAGAUUCCCAGCACCAUGCCCACAGAUAUUCAGAACGAUAUGGAAACGCUGCAGAAGCUUCAUCACAUUCUGCUCGAGGUGGACGUAGUUGAGGGUACGCUGGAGUGUCCAGAAACGGGACGCAUAUUCCCGAUCAACAAGGGUGUACCGAACAUGUUGCUGAACGAGGAUGAGGUUUAAGUAUGUUUGUUUGCAUUUGUGCAAGCAUUUCCAUCAGCUUUCCUAUUCCUGUAUGUGCUAUUCUGUAAGUUAAUGUAACAUAAACGUAACAUUUGGCCGGAUGCAUUGGUCAAACAGUAAUGUCGUAUUGUUUCGAUUAUGAUCGUAAUUAAUGUUAUAUGACAGGUACGGUAGUAGAGGUAUGAAAAGGAAAACAUUGUAACUAAGACAAUUAAACAAUCAACUCCACUAUUGCCGUAAACCGUUGUUGCUUUAUUGUUCUUUAGUAUGAAUAGUGAACCGUGUGAGCGCAUUUUCACGUCCCGGCACAUCAAACAUUUUGGAAGAAAGGUAUGUAUGUAUUGUAUGUAUUAUUAAGUAACACGCGCAUGCAGAUUGCGUGGAAAAAGGACGAAUGAUUUGCAGUUACUUCCUUUGCAGUAAGGUACAUUUUUGUCUCACCGUAUUAUGAUCCGAUCGUAUCGCAAAUGGGGAUAAAAAAUAAUGAAGGAUUUCGCUUUCGCAAUUAGGUUACCUUACUAACACUACAAACGUACGAAACAGACAAUCUUGCCAAACAAAUGAGAACCGUUCUAAAGUGUGUUGGUAAUAGAUAA